UUGUUUUUCUUUUCGCAAUUACUCUUCAAAUUAAUAUCUAAGACUCUAGAGUUUUUGUAUGUUGCCUUCCAGUAAACUGAUGCCUGACUACAUGUAUUGACACCUCUAGUUGUGCUGUGGUGCCAUUCAUAUGGCAUGGGAACAUCCAAGACCUUGUGGUGCUGACCUGGUGCUAGACAAAAACAGCUGUUUAGAACUAAAAGCUGCCAAACAUACUUUAUUACUUUGAAACUAACCAUGUUUUAUGUUUAGUCUGUUUUACUGAUUUAUUUUGUAUUGUGUUAUUUUAUGUUGUGUUUAUUUUAUUAUUAUCUUGUUUUCUGUCACCAUAAUUUGGAAUGCAGUGUUGCAACUGACACCCAAGAUUUCAACACGUCACAUGACCGCUCUAAGCAACAUACAAUGCAGCAUGGGACCACUUUUUUUUUCUUACUUCCUCUUCUUCUUUUUUUUUUUGCUUUCCAAAGAUUCAUAUUUUAGUGCGCCCAAUGCUGUUCAAAGGUACAGGGAUUCAGAGUACUAAUAUAUGAUCUGAACUUUACAAACUCAGCAGCCUCUUCUCUCUCUCUCUGAUAAUGAAUGCGAUGGAGGAGUCGGAACUCUGCUUUCCUCAUCUUAACACCUCAUGUAGGAGGAUAAUACGUCCUCACUUGGAAGCCACACUCAUUUUCAGCCUGCUGUCCUGCAUCACUGUGAUCACUGUGGUUCUGAACCUGUUGGUCAUCAUCACCAUCUACCACUUCAGGCAGCUUCACACCACCACCAACCUCCUCCUCCUCUCUCUGGCGGUUGCAGACUUCCUUGUAGGUUUCCUGCAGAUGCCAGUUGAAAUCCUCCUCUUCCAAGACUGUUGGAUGCUGGGCAACUUUCUUUGUGCUGUAAAUGUCUUCUUAGGUUGCCUUAUUAUCAGUGUUUCAGUGGGAAAUAUGGUUCUUAUAUCAGUUGACCGCUACAUAGCUAUUUGUGAGCCCAUGUUUUAUUCCACCAAAGUCACUCUGAAAAAAAUUCAAAUCUGCAUUUGUCUAUGUUGGAUCUUUUCUGCUGUCCACAGCAGCUGGAUACUUAGGGAUGUUCUGAAACAACCAGGCAGGUAUAAUUCCUGUGAUGGAGAGUGUGUAGUUGUAAUUAAUUAUGUUGAAGGAGCUUUUGACUUUGUUGUGACCUUUUUUGGCCCCAUAACUGUCAUCAUAGUUCUAUAUAUGAAAGUAUUUGUGGUGGCUGUGUCUCAGGCUCGUGCAAUGCGCUCCCACAAUGCAGUUGUUACACUGCAGCUUUCAAAGACAGUAACUGCUAAGAAAUCUGAAAUGAAAGCAGCCAGGACUCUUGGUGUUGUUGUAGUUGUGUUUGUUCUGUGUUCAUGUCCAUAUUAUUGUUUCACUGUUGCAGCUGAGAACAACUUGGUAUCCGGGUCAUCUGCAGUCAGUGAGAUUUGGCUUUUAUAUUUUAACUCCUGUCUAAACCCUAUGAUCUAUGCCUUUUUCUACCCCUGGUUCAGAGAAUCUGUCAAACGCAUUAUUACACUUCAGACACUGAAGCCUGGCUCACGGGAUGGAAACAUACUCUAGAGAAAGACAUUGAUGAAGUGAUGGAAAAGUAUGUGAAGGGGAAAUUGUUUUUCAUUUUCAUUUACACAUCAUAAAGUCAGGAUAAUUAAAAAAGAUAUGGAGAAAUGAAUGUGUGUUCAGUCAGUAUACCAUUAUAUAUAAAUUUAUUCUCUGUUUCUUUUCAUUGCACAUUUAUUCUCUGCUUCAGUCAUCCUAUGAGAAUGACUAAAACCAGAAAAUCUUUUCUUAACAAACUCUUAUUGUUACUGUUAUUGAUGAAAAGCAUG
Messenger RNA from Scatophagus argus, 1831 nucleotides. Its product is annotated as trace amine-associated receptor 13c-like. The record is from RefSeq and is a predicted model, not a curated record. The coding region runs from base 576 to 1565 and encodes 329 amino acids. The transcript is spliced from 2 exons. Gene Ontology annotation, molecular function: trace-amine receptor activity. Gene Ontology annotation, biological process: G protein-coupled receptor signaling pathway. Gene Ontology annotation, cellular component: membrane. Lineage: Eukaryota; Metazoa; Chordata; Actinopteri; Scatophagidae.